Colletotrichum karsti is the source of this 315-nucleotide messenger RNA. RefSeq lists its product as uncharacterized. The record is from RefSeq and is a predicted model, not a curated record. The coding region runs from base 1 to 315 and encodes 104 amino acids. The transcript has a single exon. Lineage: Eukaryota; Fungi; Ascomycota; Sordariomycetes; Glomerellales; Glomerellaceae.
AUGUUCGCUUCCCACACCAUCAUUGGCGUCGUCGCCAGCCUCGCCAUGAUCGCGGCCCCCGUCUCUGCCGCCCGCACCUGGGCCGGCGGCGUCGACAUGAACGCAGCUUGCUCUAGCCAGUGGGGUGUAUCGUUCCAUGCUGCAAACGACUCGGGAGACAAUGACAGCAACAGUGCCUACAACUGGUACUGCACGAACGGUAGCGAGCGAAGGAACAUUGACGUCGGUGCCUUCUGCGCCGGGAGAUACGGCAACGGCGCCUACGCUGACCCCCAGGGCAAGAAGAAGUACGACUGGGGCUGCUACUACCCCUAA